AAGGCACAACGACAAGCCCACGUGGAGCAUACCUCUCUGCAAUGAUCAGAGUUUUUACGCAAUGAAAAAUAAUUUACCCUUGUUGAAAGGAGCACAGGUGUGUUAAAGUUGCCACGUGGGUUGGUGUGUAACAAGCCUGAAAAUGACAUGCAGCAGCACCGAUCCAGACACUGAAUCAUAGUUCAAAGGGAAGUAACUGCUGGAGAGGAAGGAAACUGUACCGGGACAAGCCGAGGUUUCCGGGUGAUAUAAAGGCAGAUUUGUAGAUCUGCCGACGUGUGCGGAGUGGAAAUAUUCAGCGAUCGGAAAUAUAGACGGAGAAUGAAGUUUGUGAUAUUUGGUUCAACUGGCCCGAGUGGACUGCAGUUGGUGGACGAAUGUUUGCAGCAAGGCCACCAUGUUACUGCUUUAGUAAGGAACCCCGAGAAGAUGACAGUGAAACACGAGAAUCUUACGGUAACUAAAGUUGACCUGGCCAAGGAAGAUGAACUGGUGCCCCAUUUUACCGGAAAUGACGCAGUACUAUCAUGUCUAGGAGCUCAAGCGGGCAUCUGGGUGCCCUGCUCGCUGUACACCGACAGCAUCAAGACCAUAACAGGCGCCAUGAGAAAAUGCGGAGUCAGCAGAUAUGUGGGCAUGUCGGCAUGGGGUACCAAACAUGAUCCUGGUCUCCCCUGGAUCAUUAGGUGGGUUUUGCGUCCCCUGUUUUUGAGGAACAUCUUGCCCAAUAUGGCGGAGAUGGAAGACUAUCUCACCAACAGCUGCACCGACAUUGACUACACCGUCGUCAGGCCGCCGGGACUCUCAAACGAGGAAGCGUCAGGUAAGGAGGUGUUGACACAUCAAGGUCAGUAUGUCCCGGAAGCAACUUCAAGGAUUCCCCGCCGUGAUGUUGCAAAAUUCAUGUUGAAGUGUGUCAUCAACGGCGAAUGGAAAAAGACACACGUGGCCGUCGGCAUCAAGUGAGGCCACAGUGAGGCAUUUCAUCUCCACACUAUCCGGAUCUGACGUAACACGAACUUACAUCAAAUGGCAUUAUGGGAAAACGGAGUCACCAAAACCUGAAGCUGUUAUAGUUCAACAUGUAGCUUGUAGCACCACAAACACAAUGUAACCACUCACUUCCACACGGUUACGUAGUAAAUCAACGACACCACAUUUUCUAAAAUAUACCUUAGGGAAAAGGUGCAAUGCACCUUACAAGUAACCAUUGCUAAUAUUUUUAUUGUAUUUUACCAUUUGUAUUUGGGUUCAAACAUAUGAACAAAGUGUUUGCUGACGUGUUAUUUGUACUGAAAAAUGAUUAUCUUUUAUCCUUUUUGGAAGAAUAUGAGUACAUAUUGACGCCAUACCUCACUAAAAGCAGAUCUUUGUUCUGGGUACCGCGAAAACAUGAUAUGUGGUCAUCUAAUAACAGGGCAAAUCAGGACAACCUUGAGUGUACUUCGACCAAUGAAAUGACUGGAAGGUGACAGCAGCCAAUCCGAAUACAGCUUUUUUCGAGCUAUACGGAAAUUUUCAAAAUGGCGACUUCCAUUCCAGACGAGGCUUUUGACAAAAUUCUCGUUUCAAGAAUGUCUAAUAGGUGUCCUCUAAGCUUUGUGGGCGGUGGGGUAGUUUAAUUGUUUUUACAUGCAUUAAAAGCAUUUCAAUGACUGAAAUACUGCCAAUGGGGUGAGAAUUUUAACAAACUUUGUCACUUCUACUUUUCGAGACAAUCAUCGUCUUUUAUCUCAGAUACAGAGCAUAGUAACGUCCUUUUAUCACCAGUUCUUGACACUGGCAUUUGACAUUAUUACCUGUAUUUGAUGCAGGUAUCCGUCAAGAUGUUUAUUAAGGGAUGGUCGGUUUUUUAUAAAAGUAUUUCUUGUGGAAUAAAUGUUAUGAGAUAACUCAGACUUACCAUGAACAUUUGAUAUGGAGAAUAUCUCGAACAUAGUGGUUCUGGUAAUAUAUAUAUCAAUAUGUCAAGUCGUAUGCAUAUAAAAACUCUACACGGUAAAAACGGGAUUAUUAUCGGUGCUAUGUGGAACUCUGCUUAUUUCGAACUGACUAUCUUUCGACGUAUACUCGACUUACUCAGUUUGUACGUUAAUUGGUACAUAUUGUGUUUUUAUCUCAUUAAUGGAACAUCGGCUCUCGAUGACUCACGGAGAUCACAUGUGUGCAAUGCAUGAAGCCCAUUUCUGGUGUGCCCCACUGUGAUAUUGCUGGAAUACUGCUAAAAGCGCCGUACAACUCACUCACUCACUCACUCACUCACGGAGAUCAACUGACGUACAUGUAAUGUGUGAAAGUGAAAUCCCUUUAAUCCGGACAAUUAUUGUCCGGGCUGACGAAUCAUUGGUAAAACACACGUCUCUGUUAAUGUAUACGUCCACGGGUUAUUACGGGGUUAAUCGUCAAUAAACAGUAAUUCGUGAUUGGCAGGGUCUCGAGUGAAAAGGUUCCAUUGUUAUUACACAUGGUGAAGUUUCUACGCAAUAAUUAUACGUCGACUGAUCACUCAGACAUACAAUAAACACAAUGACACAAUGAGAAAAUAUAUAUCUUGAUUUAUAUACAAAUGGUUUCGAUGGAGGUGUUAUUUCCAGAUCUACCAAAACCGCUGAAAGUUAAUAAUGUUGCAGUAACUAGUUAACAUAUUGCACAUAAACAGCUUUAGAAUGCACAAUGGAGUAUGUUUUUAUUGUUCAGAUGACACUAUACUUAACAAUUAUCUUCUUAUAGAAGAACCAUAUAUAUCUAUAUAUCUGUCGUCAUCAAAACUGGGACGAAUGCGUUUACCUGUUUAUAGAAUAAAUAUAUUCUUCAA
This is a messenger RNA of Haliotis rubra (blacklip abalone), 2815 nucleotides long. Its product is annotated as flavin reductase (NADPH)-like. NCBI's taxonomy places the organism in Eukaryota, Metazoa, Mollusca, Gastropoda, Lepetellida, Haliotidae. The record is from RefSeq and is a predicted model, not a curated record. Bases 322 to 966 code for a protein of 214 amino acids. The transcript is spliced from 4 exons.